This is a messenger RNA of Podospora bellae-mahoneyi, 1854 nucleotides long. RefSeq lists its product as uncharacterized. The transcript has 4 exons. Bases 1 to 1854 code for a protein of 617 amino acids. NCBI's taxonomy places the organism in Eukaryota, Fungi, Ascomycota, Sordariomycetes, Sordariales, Podosporaceae. The record is from RefSeq and is a predicted model, not a curated record.
AUGGAAUCGCCCCCUAGCAAGGAGGGCAAGCCUCCCACAACAUACACACCAGAAGACACCUAUUUCAAAUCCCUUCCCACUCUCGGCGAAGAAGAAGACUUUCCGAAGCUCGAUGAGGGGUUCCAAUGUACCAUCCAAUUGCUUGAGAAUGCCGAAGCAGUUGUUCAAAGUCUCAAGGACCUGCCCGAGGUCGGCAACUGGCUCAAAGAUAUUGACCGCCUCAAACAAAAAGCUAGCCCACAGCCGAUUACGGAGGUUUCGUACAACACUUCAGAUGAUCCCAAUGAGAAGUAUCGAGCAGAAGUGGAGUUCAUCACCGCCGGCGAGUGGGCGAAAGAGCUCGAUAUUCUUCUUGACGACAUUCAUAACGGCCAAGCGACGUUUGGGCCUGAUGUGUUUGGUACCGAGAGCGAAGCUGGCAUUGCCUAUCACAAACUCAGAGCGGUUUAUCCAGCGCUCAAGGGAGAUGAUAUCAAGAAAGGAAAAUUCAACGUGGAUACCUUGGUCAAAGACGACUCGGUCAAACACUUGUUCGGAUCCGUGAAGACUGUCGCCGGCCCGUCCUUCAACGGGUUUGUCAAGCUUCUUCGAAUCUUUGUUGACUCCAAGGAGAAAGGUCGAGGACAGCCCAAGGAAGCAACAUCACUCGAGUUUUGGCCUUUGAUCAAGGUUGUUCGCGUCUUUAUCAGGUCUGAGACUCUGAAAAGCCUCUGGGUGGGUACCCCGAUCACUCGAGCGGUUGAUGAUCUAGCGGCGAGACAGCUUCUCGGCAAGGCGUUCAAAAGACAGCUCCGGUUUGACGGGGAUUACUCUGCAGUCACCGUCAUCUGUUCCAAAACGGAUGACAUCUCCGAGACUGAACUCCUAAAAUCACUUCCAGACCAUGCUGAAGCGCAUCGCUCCGAUGAAAAACUCAAAGUGAUGCGCCGCGAAGUCUUGGAACGCAGUGGGGAUCUGAUGUCUAAGCAGCAACAGCUAGCGCAGGUCAGGGAAGAUAUUAAGCUCCUCAACAAUCAGAGUCUGCGCUUGAAGCUUACUCUACUUGAAAAUCCCUCCGAUGACAUGAUUGUUCUCGAGCUACCACAAGCUUCGCGAAAGCGACCUGCGAGACCAGCUGCGGGUGAGGCACGCAAGCGCUUUCGAAAGCAGCAGCAGGAUCAAAGCCCCGAGGCGAGUGAUCUCAGUGACGACGCUGAGUCAUCGUUUGAGGAGGGUAAGCCUAGACAGGAGAAGAUUUCUCGAGAUAAGGCGUCUCAAAGACUGCAAAGCCUUAGUGAGCAGAUGGCUAAUUCGGGAAUGAAAGAGUUGUCUAUUAAGGACGCCGAGAACGAUUUGGAGAAUAAGGUAAAGAGCAUGAACGAGGUCAUCGAUUUACUAAAGAAGCAGAGGAGAAGCGCCUGCAUUCGCUUCCGCAAUGAUUUCUCGAAGCCUGAACUUCAGAGACAGUUUGGGGAAGGUGUUCUACAGCUGGAUGAAGAAGAUGCCGCAUACAACGAUGAUUAUGAUCCCAGCAAGGUCCAGCAAGGCAAGUACUACAAGAUCGGCAAAAAGCUCCCUGUCUUUUGUGCGUCAAGCAAUGCCUACCAUAAACUGAUGGGAAGACUUCAAGAAGACGAAUCAAUCCAUGGAUUUACCACGACUGACACCCAGAUUCCUAUGCUCAAGGAACACGCUCUCAACAUUGUCGCCCAAAUAGAGUGUGAAAAUUACCGCCAAGUCUUGCGUGAUUUUGCUCGUUUUCUAACUGGUUUGCAUUUGCGAGUUCUCGUUGCUGCAAAGCCUUACACGCUAACUGAAGACAUACGAGAGGUUGAGAAAGCCAUUCUCCAAGAUCGUCUCAAUGAAUUCCAGUAA